UCCAUUUCUUCUUGCUUCUUCUUCUUCCAAGUCUUUUCCUAUAAAUACCUUCUUCUCCUCUUACUUCAUAUAACUCAUCAUCAUCACAAAGUCUUCUCAUUUCCUCAUCUUCUUGUUGAAAGUAAUGGCAAGACUCAAGAGCUUUCUCCUUCUUCUUUCUCUCCUUUGCUUUGUCCCUCUCUGUCUCUGUGACACGAGCAAUGGAGGCAAACUCUGCUCUGGCUUUUACGCCCGUUCAUGCCCGCAGGCCGAGGAGAUCGUAAGAUCAGUUGUAGCUAAAGCUGUUGUUAGAGAGACCCGUAUGGCUGCUUCCUUAUUGAGACUUCAUUUCCACGACUGUUUCGUUCAGGGUUGUGAUGGCUCUUUGCUUCUAGACAGCAGUGGAAGGAUAGUGAGUGAGAAAAACUCAAACCCUAACAGCAGAUCGGCUCGUGGGUUCGACGUAGUUGACCAGAUCAAAGCUGAAUUGGAGAAACAAUGCCCCGGAACUGUUUCUUGCGCUGAUGUUCUUACCCUAGCCGCUAGAGACUCCUCUGUUGUUACCGGUGGACCAAGCUGGGUGGUUCCAUUGGGAAGAAGAGAUUCGAGAAGUGCAAGCUUGAGCGGUUCGAACAACAACAUCCCUGCACCAAACAACACUUUCCAAACCAUUCUAUCGAAGUUUAACCGUCAAGGACUUGAUGUCACUGACCUUGUUGCUCUUUCCGGUAGUCACACCAUCGGAUUCUCGAGAUGCACGAGUUUCAGACAGAGGUUGUACAACCAGUCCGGAAACGGCCGUCCAGACAUGACAUUGGAACAGUCAUUUGCUGCUAACUUGCGCCAAAGGUGUCCGAGAUCCGGUGGGGACCAGAUUCUCUCGGUUUUGGACAUCAUCAGCGCCGCAAAAUUCGACAACAGCUAUUUCAAAAACUUGUUAGAGAAUAUGGGGCUAUUGAAUUCGGACCAAGUUUUGUUCAGCAGUAACGAGAAAUCGAGAGAGCUAGUGAAAAAGUAUGCAGAAGAUCAAGGAGAGUUUUUUGAGCAAUUUGCGGAAUCGAUGAUCAAGAUGGGAAAUAUCUCUCCCUUGACAGGUUCGAGUGGCGAAAUCAGGAAGAAUUGCAGGAAGAUAAACUCUUGAAUUCUUGAAACAAGAAAAGUGUUUGGGUCGAUAGCAAUAAAUAUAUCUUGAGGAAGAAAUGUGAGACAUUUGCUUUUACAGUUUUACUUGGUGUGUGUGUUUUUAAUCUUGUUUUUUUUUUUGUUCAUUCUGUCAUUUGAAGUUUUAUGUUGGGUUAUUUGCUUUGUGUUAAGACAUAAGCUUGAAAUUUAUAAAACCAAAAAACUUGUAUGAGGAAAUAUUUAAAGAAAAAUUUCAAUAGUGAAUUUCCAAAA
Arabidopsis lyrata subsp. lyrata is the source of this 1374-nucleotide messenger RNA. Its product is annotated as peroxidase 49. Gene Ontology annotation, molecular function: peroxidase activity; heme binding. The record is from RefSeq and is a predicted model, not a curated record. Gene Ontology annotation, biological process: hydrogen peroxide catabolic process; response to oxidative stress. Bases 125 to 1120 code for a protein of 331 amino acids. The transcript has 4 exons. NCBI's taxonomy places the organism in Eukaryota, Viridiplantae, Streptophyta, Magnoliopsida, Brassicales, Brassicaceae.